Physella acuta is the source of this 1575-nucleotide messenger RNA. RefSeq lists its product as uncharacterized. Gene Ontology annotation, biological process: lipid metabolic process. Gene Ontology annotation, molecular function: calcium ion binding. Lineage: Eukaryota; Metazoa; Mollusca; Gastropoda; Physidae. The record is from RefSeq and is a predicted model, not a curated record.
AUGCUGAAGGAGAGAGAGGACCUGGUCUGGGAGCAGUCUCAAGAUGACGUCACUGACACCGAAUUCAUUGAAGUCACAGAGUCCCCACCGAAAUACGCGGAAAUUCUUCCCGAAGACUUCCUGUUUCCGUUCGAGAAUUUGAUCUUUGAGGGAGGUGGCAACAAGGGACUCGCCUAUGUAGGUGGUAUAAAGUACUUUGAGGAAAUAGGAAUGAUGCCAGGAAUUCGAAGAUUUGGUGGAAGUAGUGCAGGGGCGAUAACCGCAACACUGGUAGCCCUGGGUUACAGUUCCUGCGAUAUAGAAGUUUUCAUGUCGGAUGAUCUUGAGGAGAUAUUUUUAGACCACUCCUGCGGGUACUUCAGCCUUCUGCCCAACCUCCUGAGCAAGUUUGGCUGGAAUCCUGGCGACAGAUUUUCUGAUUGGUGCGGUGAAAUGAUCAAAGAAAAGUCUUCGACAGCGAACCCCGACAUGACCUUCGAUGAUGUAAGAAAAUUGUACAGAGAACGUAAAGUGGAGCUGUGUAUUGUAGUCACCAACCUGAACCAGAUGAGGAGUGAGUACUGCCACCCCAAAACUACACCGGAUAUGCCGAUAAGGGAAGCAGUGCGCAUGUCAAUGGCCUUGCCAGGUUUAUUUACUGCCCGUUUCUAUGACAACCACGGUCGAACGGACACGUAUGUUGAUGGCGGUCUCCUGUGUAACUACCCGAUACACUGUUUUGAUGGCUGGUACCUAUCAAUGGCUAAAGAAGAUUCGUUCCUGCAGCGUGUGAAAUCUCUGCAAGAGUUACCGUACUUGAAGGCUCAGUUCUUUCAACCGCCAAGUAACAAAACAGUGGGAUUUCUUGUGUAUGAUGACAUCGAGAUGGAGGUCAUGCGGUACAGACUAGAACACAGAUACGGCUGUAACGAACCAGCAACUCCAAGUAAACAAACCAAAUUGUUUAAACUGAAGCAGAAGAAGAAAACUGCCAAAGGAAAAGCUGACCGUGAACACAGACGAAUCGUCAAGGCUGUGGAGAAUUUCAUGAAGAGAGACGUGUUUUCUGAAGAUGACGUCAGACUUUUGUUCGGAGAAACGUCGGAAGUGGAUGCGGCGUUUAAAAUUUUAGACAAAGAUGGGAACGGUCAGAUAGAGUUUCGAGAGCUGGUCCAAUUUAUUGAAGAACAAGGAAUCAGGUUACAGACGAGGUUCCAGGGAUUUGGGAGAAGAGACGUCAAAAACUUGGGUGAUUUUUUAUCAGCUCUGAUGGAGACGAUGUUGACCAACCUCAAAUAUGUCUUUGUUAAGGAAACUGAUGACUUCAGGACAGUGGGCAUCAACACAGGGCAUAUCGGAACUACGGAUUAUGCCCUGGAAGAGGCAGAUAAAGAGUUCCUGAUUCAGAGGGGCUACAACGCUACCAGAGCGUUCUUGAAGUAUUACGUGGCUAAAGGCAGGGAGUGCCAGAGGAAAACCACAGGCCAUCUUCUCAAUGGGGGCCCUAACACAGACGUUACAGAUGGGGGCCUCAUGCUAGAUAAUGCUAGUGGGGGCCCUGCUAAAGACAACGCUGCUAAUAGGGCCUCACGAUAG